Molecule: messenger RNA, 8681 nt
Organism: Nomascus leucogenys (northern white-cheeked gibbon)
Lineage: Eukaryota; Metazoa; Chordata; Mammalia; Primates; Hylobatidae
Gene: KIDINS220
Product: kinase D interacting substrate 220
Exons: 30
Coding region: 170-4216 (1348 amino acids)
Molecular function (GO): protein binding
Source: RefSeq, a predicted model, not a curated record
GGGAAGAAUAUGGCCGCCGGGUGUGGUGAGGGCGACGCGCUUGCAGUCGCCGUCUCUUGUUUUCCCGUCCUCUGACAUCGCCUGCAGCCGAGCGGGCCCGUUCCGCCGGAGCUGAGGACCAGGUUGGGAGACGGUAUUCAAAUAAAGUUAACUGCAGCUUUCUGUGAAAAUGUCAGUUUUGAUAUCACAGAGUGUAAUAAAUUAUGUAGAGGAAGAAAACAUUCCUGCUCUGAAAGCUCUUCUUGAAAAAUGCAAAGAUGUAGAUGAGAGAAAUGAGUGUGGCCAGACUCCACUGAUGAUAGCUGCCGAACAAGGCAAUCUGGAAAUAGUGAAGGAAUUAAUUAAGAAUGGAGCUAACUGCAAUCUGGAAGAUUUGGAUAAUUGGACAGCACUUAUAUCCGCAUCGAAAGAAGGGCAUGUGCACAUCGUAGAGGAACUACUGAAAUGUGGGGUUAACUUGGAGCACCGUGAUAUGGGAGGAUGGACAGCUCUCAUGUGGGCAUGUUACAAAGGCCGUACUGACGUAGUAGAGUUGCUUCUUUCUCAUGCUGCCAAUCCAAGUGUCACUGGUCUGUACAGUGUUUACCCAAUCAUUUGGGCAGCAGGGAGAGGCCAUGCAGAUAUAGUUCAUCUUUUACUGCAAAAUGGUGCUAAAGUCAACUGCUCUGAUAAGUAUGGAACCACCCCUUUAGUUUGGGCUGCACGAAAGGGUCAUUUGGAAUGUGUGAAACAUUUAUUGGCCAUGGGAGCUGAUGUGGAUCAAGAAGGAGCUAAUUCAAUGACUGCACUUAUUGUGGCAGUGAAAGGAGGUUACACACAGUCAGUAAAAGAAAUUUUGAAGAGGAAUCCAAAUGUAAACUUAACAGAUAAAGAUGGAAAUACAGCUUUGAUGAUUGCAUCAAAGGAGGGACAUACGGAGAUUGUGCAGGAUCUGCUCGAUGCUGGAACAUACGUGAACAUACCUGACAGGAGUGGGGAUACUGUGUUGAUUGGCGCUGUCAGAGGUGGUCAUGUUGAAAUUGUUCGAGCGCUUCUCCAAAAAUAUGCUGAUAUAGACAUUAGAGGACAGGACAAUAAAACUGCUUUGUAUUGGGCUGUUGAGAAAGGAAAUGCAACAAUGGUGAGAGAUAUCUUACAGUGCAAUCCUGACACUGAAAUAUGCACAAAGGAUGGUGAAACACCGCUUAUAAAGGCUACCAAGAUGAGAAACAUUGAAGUGGUGGAGCUGCUGCUAGAUAAAGGCGCUAAAGUGUCUGCUGUUGAUAAGAAAGGAGAUACUCCCUUGCAUAUUGCUAUUCGUGGAAGGAGCCGGAAACUGGCAGAACUGCUUUUAAGAAAUCCCAAAGAUGGGCGAUUACUUUAUAGGCCCAACAAAGCAGGCGAGACUCCUUAUAAUAUUGACUGUAGCCAUCAGAAGAGUAUUUUAACUCAAAUAUUUGGAGCCAGACACUUGUCUCCUACUGAAACAGACGGUGACAUGCUUGGAUAUGAUUUAUACAGCAGUGCCCUGGCAGACAUUCUCAGUGAGCCCACCAUGCAGCCGCCCAUUUGUGUGGGGUUAUAUGCGCAGUGGGGAAGUGGGAAAUCUUUCUUACUCAAAAAACUAGAAGACGAAAUGAAAACCUUCGCCGGACAACAGAUUGAGCCUCUCUUUCAGUUCUCAUGGCUCAUAGUGUUUCUUACCCUGCUACUUUGUGGAGGGCUUGGCUUAUUGUUUGCCUUCACGGUCCACCCAAAUCUUGGAAUAGCAGUGUCAUUGAGCUUCUUGGCUCUCUUAUAUAUAUUCUUUAUUGUCAUUUACUUUGGUGGACGAAGAGAAGGAGAGAGUUGGAAUUGGGCCUGGGUCCUCAGCACUAGAUUGGCAAGACAUAUUGGAUAUUUGGAACUCCUCCUUAAAUUGAUGUUUGUGAAUCCACCUGAGUUGCCAGAGCAGACUACUAAAGCUUUACCUGUGAGGUUUUUGUUUACAGAUUACAAUAGACUGUCCAGUGUAGGUGGAGAAACUUCUCUGGCUGAAAUGAUUGCAACCCUCUCGGAUGCUUGUGAAAGAGAGUUUGGCUUUUUGGCAACCAGGCUCUUUCGAGUAUUCAAGACUGAAGAUACUCAGGGUAAAAAGAAAUGGAAAAAAACAUGUUGUCUCCCAUCUUUUGUCAUCUUCCUUUUUAUCAUUGGCUGUAUUAUAUCUGGAAUUACUCUUCUGGCUAUAUUUAGAGUUGACCCAAAGCAUCUGACUGUAAAUGCUGUCCUCAUAUCAAUCGCAUCUAUAGUGGGGUUGGCCUUUGUGUUGAACUGUCGUACAUGGUGGCAAGUGCUGGACUCGCUCCUGAAUUCCCAAAGAAAACGCCUCCAUAAUGCAGCCUCCAAACUGCACAAAUUGAAAAGUGAAGGAUUCAUGAAAGUUCUUAAAUGUGAAGUGGAAUUGAUGGCCAGGAUGGCAAAAACCAUUGACAGCUUCACUCAGAAUCAGACAAGGCUGGUGGUCAUCAUCGAUGGAUUAGAUGCCUGUGAGCAGGACAAAGUCCUUCAGAUGCUGGACACUGUCCGAGUUCUGUUUUCGAAAGGCCCGUUCAUUGCCAUUUUUGCAAGUGAUCCACAUAUUAUCAUAAAGGCAAUUAACCAGAACCUCAAUAGUGUGCUUCGGGAUUCAAAUAUAAAUGGCCAUGACUACAUGCGCAACAUAGUGCAUUUGCCUGUGUUCCUUAAUAGUCGUGGACUAAGCAAUGCAAGAAAAUUUCUCGUAACUUCAGCAACAAAUGGAGACGUUCCAUGCUCAGAUACUACAGGGAUACAGGAAGAUGCUGAUAGAAGAGUUUCACAGAACAGCCUUGGGGAGAUGACAAAACUUGGUAGCAAGACAGCCCUCAAUAGACGGGACACUUACCGAAGGAGGCAGAUGCAGAGGACCAUCACUCGCCAGAUGUCCUUUGAUCUUACAAAACUGCUGGUUACCGAGGACUGGUUCAGUGACAUCAGUCCCCAGACCAUGAGAAGAUUACUUAAUAUUGUUUCUGUGACAGGGCGAUUACUGAGAGCCAAUCAGAUAAGUUUCAACUGGGACAGGCUUGCUAGCUGGAUCAACCUUACCGAGCAGUGGCCAUACCGGACCUCAUGGCUCAUAUUAUAUUUGGAAGAGACUGAAGGUAUUCCAGAUCAAAUGACAUUAAAAACCAUCUACGAAAGAAUAUCAAAGAAUAUUCCAACAACUAAGGAUGUGGAGCCACUUCUUGAAAUUGAUGGAGAUAUAAGAAAUUUUGAAGUGUUUUUAUCUUCAAGGACCCCAGUUCUUGUGGCUCGAGAUGUAAAAGUCUUUUUGCCAUGCACUGUAAACCUAGAUCCCAAACUACGGGAAAUUAUUGCAGAUGUUCGUGCUGCCAGAGAGCAGAUCAGUAUCGGAGGACUGGCGUACCCCCCGCUCCCUCUACAUGAGGGUCCUCCUAGGGCGCCAUCAGGGUACAGCCAGCCCCCAUCUGUGUGCUCUUCCACGUCCUUCAAUGGGCCCUUCGCAGGUGGAGUGGUGUCACCACAGCCUCACAGCAGCUAUUACAGCGGCAUGACAGGCCCUCAGCAUCCCUUCUACAACAGGCCAUUCUUUGCCCCAUACCUUUACACGCCAAGGUAUUACCCUGGCGGCUCCCAACAUCUCAUCUCACGUCCAUCAGUAAAAACGAGUUUGCCCAGAGAUCAGAACAAUGGCCUAGGAUCAGGCCCAGCCCCAGGCCCAGUGGUAUUACUGAAUUCACUGAAUGUGGAUGCAGUAUGUGAGAAGCUGAAACAAAUAGAAGGGCUGGACCAGAGUAUGCUGCCUCAGUAUUGUGCCACGAUCAAAAAGGCAAACAUAAAUGGCCGUGUGUUAGCUCAGUGUAACAUUGAUGAACUGAAGAAAGAGAUGAAUAUGAAUUUUGGAGACUGGCACCUUUUCAGAAGCACAGUACUAGAAAUGAGAAACGCAGAAAGCCACGUGGUCCCUGAAGACCCACGUUUCCUCAGUGAGAGCAGCAGUGGCCCAGCCCCGCACAGUGAGCCUGCUCGCCGCGCUUCCCACAACGAGCUGCCUCACACCGAGCUCUCCGGCCAGACGCCCUACACACUCAACUUCAGCUUCGAAGAGCUGAACACGCUUGGCCUGGACGAAGGUGCCCCUCGUCACAGUAAUCUAAGUUGGCAGGAAGAAAAUGCUGGCCUUGAGAUAGAUAGCUCUUCAGAGGAUCCAGAUUAAACUAAGUUCGAGUCACUUCUCACAGUUGACUUCCUCACCAAAUAAUAAGGGGGUGAAGAAGACUCGGCCUACCUACUACUCAGUAAUCCUGCUGUCCAGUCGACUGGAGAAGAGAGAUUUGUUCACCUCUACUAGUUUUAUUUGUUCUUAGUAGUUGUAGAAUUUAAAUUGGUUUUAAUGAAAUGUUCCUUUUAUGAAAUUUUAAAUAAAAGCCAUUUAGUAUAUAUUUAGUAUAGCAAGAAGCAUGUGAAUAAGCUCUAGAUAACCUGACAUUGCAUAUCUUAUAGCAUCCCCUUGGUCAGAUGUCUAAUAAAAAGAUUGUUAUUUUCAAAUUUAUCAUAGUUCCUGCAACUUGCACUUUUUAAAGCUAUGUUUAUGAGAAUUUAUAGACUGCAUAUUGUUAUACUUGAUGGAAAUUAAACUAUUUUUAUUUCGAAAUAAGUUAAUUUAUAUUUUAAGUUCUUUAUGUUUUUCUCCUUUUACCUGAGUUCUUUUCAGUCGUGUUGUAAGUUUUUUUUAGGUUAUCAUAUAUUUUUCUUUUUUAGGUUACCAUCCUAGUUUACUGUAAAACAUUUCUUAGAGCAGUAGAUUGGGAAAGAGCCUCGAGACAUCUUUAGACCAAAUCCUAGAUCUCAGAAAGCCAGUGGACAUUCAGUAAAUACUUGUUGGCCAGGUGCCGUGGCUCACGCCUAUAAUCCCAGCACUUCAGGAGGCCAAGGUGGGAGGAUGGCUUGAGCCCAGAAGUUCAAGACCAGCCUGGGCAACAUAAUGGGAUUCCAUCUCUACAAAAAUAAAAAUAAAUUAGCCAGGAAUGGUGGUGUGGACCUGUAGUCCCAGCUACUCGGGAGGCUGAGGUAGGAGGAUUCCCUGAGCCUGAGAGGUUGAGGAUGCAGUGAGUGGUGAUCACACCACUGCACUCCAGCCUGGGUUACAGGGUGAGGCCCUGUCUCAAAUAAAUAAAUAAAACUUGUUAAGUGAAUGAAUAAACUAGGGGGGCAACUCUGAGAGUGUCUGCCCACAAAUCCUACACAGUGCCUUCAAAAUACUUGGCGCAGUGGCUCACACCUGUAAUUCCAGUACUUUGGGAGUCUGAGGUGGGCAGAUAAUCUGAGGUCAGGAGUUCAAGCCCAACCUAGCCAACAUGAUGAAACCCCGUCUCUACUAAAAUACAAAACUUAGGCAGGCAUGGUGGCAGGUGCCUAUGGCCCCAGCUACUCAGGAGGCUGAGGCAAGAGAAGCACUUGAACCUGGGAGACGGAGGUUGCAGUGAGCUGAGAUCACACCGCUUCACUCCAACCUGGGCGACAGAGUGAGACUCUGUCUCAAAAAAUAAAACAAAAUACUGAAUGUAAAUCCCUUAACAUUGUGCUGUUGUGCCACCACUCCUUACAGGUCCCACCUUCCCUCUCACUUUCUGCCCACCCUGUUACCUGCCUGGCCCCUGUAAGCUUUUCUGCUUGUGCUUUUGGAAAUCUUUCAACCAUAAUAGCAUGCUUUGUUGCAAACUCUCAGGGACUGAAGCCAAGCAUGAUGGCAUGCACUUAUAAUCCCAGCUACUUGGGGAGGCUGAGGCGGGAGGAUCACUUGAGCCCAGGAGUUCAAGACCAGCCUGGGCAACACAGCGAGAACCUGUCUCAUAAAAAUUAAAAGGAAAAAAAUGGGGGAAAAACCCUCCCAGGGAUAGAUAUCCACAGCCAGCCUUGAUAAGCGCCAUCAUUUUCAAGUGCAAGGCGGUUCCUCCCACAUGGAUGAUUAUUUCAUCCUCUUGUACUUUGUUUAGUCCUUUGUGGAAAUGCCCAUCUUAUAAAUUAAUAGAAUUCUAGAAUCUAAUUAAAAUGGUUCAACUCUACAUUUUACUUUAGGACAAUAUCAGGACCAUCACAGAAUGUCUGGGAUGUGGGUUUACUAUCUGUAGCUCAGUUCUUCAACCGUUCUUUUAGCAAGGCUAGUUAUCUUCAGUGACUGCCCCUCGCUGCCCUCUACUAUCCCCUCCCUCAGAUGGACUAUUCUGAUUAAGCUUGAGCUAGAAUAAACAUGUUAUCCUGGGAUUCCAUAUUGAAUAUUUUAUACAUGAGUGAGCCAUUAUGAGUUGUUUCAAAAUGUAUUAUGUUGAGGGAGGGUAACUGCUGUAACAACCAUCACCAAAUCUAAGCGACUGAAUACACUUGACGUUUAUUUCUUGUUCAUCUGACAGUUCAGUGUUACCUAAAUUUACAUGAAGACUCAGAGGCCCAAGCUGCUUUAUUUUGGGCUCCACCGACCUCCAAGGUUUCAGGGCCCUCUGCCCCGCCUUCUGCACCCACAGGGGGAGAGAGUGGAGGAUGCACAUGCCCAGGCCUGGAAGCGACACAUGUGGCUUCCCCGUCCACAGACUUCACCCACAGUCCAUUGGCCUUCUUAAGUCAUGGACUCUUGCUGAGCUGCCAGGGUGCCUGGGAAAUCCAUGUGACUGGGUGCCCUGGAGGAAGGGGAGCGUUUGGGUGAGCACACAGGAGUCUUUGCCACUAGAUGCUGAUGAGGAUUCCCCACAGCCAAUGAAGCAUGGAGACUCAUCUUGUAACAAAGAGAUGAGUUGUUGACAUCUCUUAAGUUUACUUUGUGUGCAGUUUUUAUUCAGAUAGGAAAGGCUGUUAAAAUCUUAACACCUAACUGGAAGAAGGGUUUUAGAGAAGGGUAGUUUUCAGUAAGCCAGUUCUUUCCACAAUCCAAGAAACGAAAUGAAUUUCCAGUGUGGAGCAGUUUGCAGGUAAGGUUUUUGUUGUGGUCUCGCCCAGGCUGGAGUGUAACUGGUGUGGUCAUAGCUCACUACAUUCUCAAACUCCUGGCUUUAAGUCACCCUCCUGCCUCAGCCUCCCAAAGGCAAGUAAGGUUAAGAAUAGGGAAAGGGUGAAGUUUCACAGCUUUUCUAGAAUGCUUUUUAUUCAAGGGACUCUCAGACCAUCAGACCCACCCAGAAUCUGCUCAGUUUUCAAGAUUUGCUUAUAAAUAUUUAUAAUAUAAACACUCAGUUGCUAUCUGUUUUUUAGGUUCUCCUCUCUCUCCCAGAACAGUGGUAACAAGAACUCUUGGGGGCUUCUCCCUGUUCUUGCAGAUGUGGCAGGAUGUGGUCCUGGGGGGCUCCCAUGCCAGUCCACAUCCUCUGUGGUGUAAGCAGGGAUUGGUAAUUAACGAGAUGCUAAACCCUCCAGAAGUGAGCGCUCAUGUCCCAGAAACACAUCUUCCACCUCAGAAGCCAGUGGGAAAACUAGACUUUGUGUCUGCAUAUUUGUUCUGAAACACACUCUUCUGCAGUCUAACUCUGCUGACCACUUUCCAGUUUGCUCAUAUCAGAAUUUCUUCGGUUCUAAGAUGCAUAUUUUCUUUUUGCAUUCUGACUUGUUAGAAAUUAGAAUAUGUCUUGCAGUCAAUAAAAUCUAUGACAACAUUUUUUUUUCUUAAUGGUUCCUAAAACUCCUGUAGUUGAUGGUGGCUUAGGUUUAAUGAAAGAGAUUUUAAUAUAUGGCAUGGUUAUGCUGAGUUGUGUCUCUAUCAGUAUUAAUGGGCUGGGGAUGAUUUAUAUUCAACUGAACCCCCAAAUUCAACAUUUUGUGUUGAAUAUUUAUUUUAUCAGUUUUUCUUUAUCCUGUACUCAUUUUGGAUACUUACAGUAUUGUCUGUAUUUGUUAUGAUAAAAUGGCUUACCAUGUUUGAACACACUGUGUAUCUGACAAUGUUCUAAGACCUAAUUUGAUCUUCAUGACAACUUCAUAAAAUAGUUACUAUUAUCCUCAAUUCACAAAUGAGAAAGUAAGACACAGAGAUGCUAAGGUAUUGCCCAAAGUCACACAGCUACUGAGUGGCAGAGCCAGGGUCCGGGCCCAGGCAGUGUGGCUCCAGAUGCUGCCCACUCUUGACGUGAUACUUACUGUCAGUGCUCCUUACCAGUUAGGGAUGAGCUGAUUCUCAUAUUUUUCCAAGACACAUUUUAAUUUUAGCUUUAUUUGCUGUAUCAUCAUCAUCAGUAUCAUCAUCAUCAUCAUCAGUUUUCUUGUUUUAAAAUAGGGUUUGGAGUCUCUUCAAGGCUUUCUGUUUUAGAAAAGUAAAACUCUUAAAAAUCUAUAGCCAUGUGAAUUAUAGAGAAAAAGAGUUUUGUUUCAUUAACAUCAGACAUCUUCGUUCCUACUAAUUAUUUUGGAACAAUGUUCAGUAUCGGGCUAACGAUCGAUGGAUAUCACUCAUCCAAUUAUGAUGCAUGGAUUAGACCACGACCUUAAAGUUUGUACAUAGUGUUGAAUAUAUUCAUCUUAUUUGCAGUCUUAUUGUCAUCUAGCUUUGAUACACUUGCCCUUUCAUAUGUCUCUUGUCACUAUUCUGUGUAAGAUUAUAAUCCUAAAUGCCACUAUAUGUAUUUUUCUUCAUAUUCUAUUAUUGAACAGUAUUAAUGCUUAAUGUUAAUAUAUAAGUAAUAUAUACAUUUUAAAAAUUA